CCCCUCACCUAGGGUUUCCUCCCACCACGCCUCCUCCCCUUCCAACACCAGCACCCGGCGGCGGCGGCGGCGAGCGGCGGAGAUGACGACGAGCCUGAAGAAGAACCGGAAGAAGCGCGGCCACGUGUCCGCGGGGCACGGCCGCAUCGGCAAGCACCGGAAGCAUCCGGGAGGCCGCGGUAACGCCGGUGGCAUGCACCACCACCGCAUCCUCUUCGACAAGUACCACCCGGGGUACUUCGGCAAGGUGGGCAUGCGCUACUUCCACAAGCUCCGCAACAAGUUCUACUGCCCGUCGGUCAACGUCGAGCGGCUCUGGUCGAUGGUGCCCGCCGACAAGGCCGCGGAGGCGGCGGCCGGCGCCGACAAGGCCCCGCUGGUGGACGUGACGCAGUUCGGCUACUUCAAGGUGCUCGGCAAGGGGAUGCUGCCGCCCAAGCCCAUCGUCGUCAAGGCCAAGCUCAUAUCCAAGGUCGCGGAGAAGAAGAUCAAGGCCGCCGGCGGCGCCGUCGUGCUCACCGCAUAGGUCCUUUUACAUCUUGUUUCGUCUAUCUAUGCUAAGAGAACAUCUGAAUUUGUUGUGGAUCCUGAGUUUUGAGACCCUGGUUUUGUGCACUUGGUAACGAAUGCCAGUUCAUUUACUUGAAAUGUUUCAGAUAUAUCAUUGCCUGA
Panicum hallii is the source of this 672-nucleotide messenger RNA. RefSeq names its product 60S ribosomal protein L27a-2-like. Lineage: Eukaryota; Viridiplantae; Streptophyta; Magnoliopsida; Poales; Poaceae. The transcript has a single exon. Gene Ontology annotation, molecular function: structural constituent of ribosome. Gene Ontology annotation, biological process: translation. The record is from RefSeq and is a predicted model, not a curated record. Gene Ontology annotation, cellular component: cytosolic large ribosomal subunit; ribosome. The coding region runs from base 83 to 526 and encodes 147 amino acids.